AGAGUGGGUGUGUGCUCCUCUGAGCCAUAAAGAUAGACGCAGGGCAUGCAGAUAGUAGGGUGCGUGGCCUCAAGAGAGACAGGCAGGUUAAGUUAAAUGAAGUGAAGGAAAAGAAGAAGCACAUUAAGUAAUGUCUAUUACAUGCAGAUAAAUAGCUAAAGGGGAACUUAGCAUAGCUGCUCUAAGUUCAACAUGGAAUGAGAGGAAUUGAAGGAAAUAAAGGCAUUAGCAGCUGUUCCAAAGCAUCAGUGUUCGAUAGACAGCACUGAAGGGAGAGAGGGGAGAGGGAGCAAGCAACAGAGAAGGGGGCAGAAAGAGAAAGAGAGCAAGAACAGAGGAGUGGCUGCUUUUGUUCAGUGUUCAGUGUUUUACUGAUCUAACUGAAGGCUUCCUGUGUCAGCACCAUGGGAAAGUCAGUGUAUGUGUGUGCAAGCUUUGCUAUAUUUGAAAAAUAGGACAAAGCACAUACACAAUUGCACUUAUUUCUUUUCCUCUUUAGUGGUGCUUUCCAUGAGAUUUUAAAACUGCUCUCACCGAUCCUUUGUUUGUUGUUGAGUAGGUGCUGGCUGUUAGGCAGCAUUGGUAUUUGUAUUGUUUGUGUGUGGCUGUUUCAAUGUGCCUAUUGUGUGAGCACUCGAGAGAUUGCGAGACCUAUGAAAAGGGCAGUGAGUGAUAGGCACCAGGCUGAGGGGGAUGAUGUGGAUGACGUUUUCUACACCAUCAUCUGUCAUCGGGUUGUACUCACUGUCUGAGGUCAGGCAGUCUUCAGCCUCGAAGCAGUUUGCUGAGGAGCUGCUUCAGUGUCACAAUGACUUCAGGAGGAAGCACCAGGCUCCUCCACUGAAGCUGAGCAGCAAGUUGAGCAGAGAGGCUGCCCGUUAUGCUGAAAGUCUGGCCAGCACACGGAUUCUGAAACACAGCGUGGAAUCCAGUAGAGGGAGCUGUGGAGAAAACCUGGCAUGGGCCUCCUAUGACCAAUCAGGAAAAGACGUCGCAGACCGCUGGUAUGAUGAAGUGAAACAAUACAACUUCAGCCGUCCUGGAUUCUCCUCUGGCACUGGCCAUUUCACAGCAAUGGUGUGGAAGAGCACUAAAAAGCUAGGUGUCGGUAAGGCCACUGCAUCAGAUGGUUCUUCCUUCGUGGUGGCCAGAUACUUCCCAGCUGGGAAUGUCACUAACCAGGGACACUUUGAGAACAACGUCCUUCCGGUUAAAACCUCCACCUAAAGAUCUGGAUCUGGAUCACCAACACUUGACUGAAGCCCAAAGGCAUUAGUUUAAUUUUCCAGGAGAGUCAAAAUGUAUCUGCCUGCACUGCUAUGGGAAAUACUCAGGAGAGCAAUUCUUGCCUAGUAGAGAACCACACAACCAUAGUUUGGAAUGGUUUUAUAAGAUGAAAUGCUUAUCUGCUGGCUUAAAGUCCUAGUUGUAAUUUGAAAAAUAGACAUGUGUAUGAUGCAGUGUUUAGAACGACGAAGCACUACUGUUAGACACUGCUAACAAAACAUUCCCAGUGACCAUUUGGAAUAUAUAGUAUUAUCUUGAUUUUGAUGGUUAUUUACAUUGCCUGUGACAGUAUUUAAUUCAUUAUUGCCAAUACUUUUAUAUUUUCACACACUGAAAUACAUCAUAGCCUCACAUUUGUGUUUACGUAAGUCAAAGGGACAGACUUUGUACACUUACAUGUAGAGGCAUUGCAAAGUAAUUUAAGGCUAAUGACUCAGCAUGCUUGGUUUGAAUUUGUGUUACUGCCACCACUUGUCAAACAGAAACCUGCAGUCCCCGGCUUGUGUUUUGUACUCUAAUCAGUUUGUACAAUAAAGUUGAUAGAAAUUAA
Molecule: messenger RNA, 1837 nt
Organism: Micropterus salmoides (largemouth bass)
Lineage: Eukaryota; Metazoa; Chordata; Actinopteri; Centrarchiformes; Centrarchidae
Gene: glipr2l
Product: GLI pathogenesis-related 2, like
Exons: 6
Coding region: 694-1227 (177 amino acids)
Cellular component (GO): extracellular region
Source: RefSeq, a predicted model, not a curated record